CACGAGCAAAGGGGGAGUGUAUGUGUUGGAUCGUGCGUGGGUCGUGUGUGGGUCGUGUGCGUGCGAGAGUAUGGAGUGUGGAGUCCUCUUCGGUUUAGUAGCUCGCCAUGUUUUUUACUGAGUGGGGUGUGUAGAAGAGGCCGGGGUGAAAAAUCAUCUCUCGAGGCAUGCAGUGUCAAAAUGGGAAGGAGACUAAACUUGUUAUCCUUCACUAAGACCUGCCAGCCUCAUUUCAAUGAUAUAUCCACCACCCAAAAACUAAAGAAUUUUUAAACAAGAUUACUGAAACUAUAAGAAACGAUAUUAACAAAUUUCCGGAGGGUUAAGUAACUUAAUGCGAAAAAUUCCAAAUAAGAACUGCAGACAAACCGUUCGAUAAGUCUGUCGAUUAGUCCGAACGACGUAGUGGUGGAUUUCAAUAAAAUUGAAACAUUUAACGACAAUAAUAAGAUACUGUAAUACUGUACUGUACAUAGGAGAGAUGAUUACCCUGGAGAUAGCGAAGUUGGUUAGAGUUCCUGGGUCUAGGAGGAGAUCUAUUAAGAGGGAAUGAGGAAUCCAGCCUUGCAUUUGGUCGGGAUAGCGACGUCCCCUGGAGGAGGUGAGGUCUUCGGCUCGAGGGCCGAGGAGGAGUUGCGCCAGUGGCUCGAGACGCGCCUGGACGCAUUGGGGCUUGACCCAGUUGCGUACUCGCGAUUUGCCCUCAGCCUAUUGCGCCGCCCCGACUCGGCCCUAAGUCCUCCAGAAGAGGAAAUUGACACAGGACGUCGCAUACGUGCCCGAUCUAAAGCAAAGCUGCCAACGCAUGGUGACGGGGAACAACGACAAGCUGUUGUGCAAUGUCUGACAAGUGCUGCUGCCGACAAAUUAGGGGUAGAUGCUCUAGUUGAUGAAUUGUGCGUAAAACUGAAAGAAUUAGAAGGAGGGAGCUCGUAUGAUGAACAAGAAGAAUCCAUGAAAACUUGCGAUGAGCCCGAAACAAAUUUAGAAGCGCUCACACCUCGUGACAGGGCUCUUAGAUAUUACGCAGCAUUUCCCGCCUUGCAAUCCAUUAAGAAGUCUACUGCACAGAAAGAUAGAAAUUUGGCCAACAGCAACAACAAAAACUACGGAAUUAAUUUGCACAAUAAAAAUAAUAGCGUUCGCAAUAAAAAGACUAAAAUGUCUGUCAACAUCGAAUCACAAGGAUCAGAAGAUAAGGAAAGCUUUGGAUUUGCUAAGCUAAUGGAGCGGGAAAGGGAAAAGGAACUCGAUCAGUUAAGAUUAGCGCAAUUAAAGGCAAAGUUUGAGAGUUUAGAGGCACUUUGGAACACAGUACCGGGCAAUACACGUGACACAGCUUCGAUAUGGGCAGCUCCGUCACUUUCCAUUCCUUCUGAACCUCUUUGGCCCACGUACACUACCAGGACAAUCUUCUUACCCACUUCAGAUAAUGGCUACGCUACUGACACAUCAAACCAAGAAUCAAUUGUUGACGAAUCACCGCUUAUUCCAUGGGAUAUUGAUCUUAUCAGCAUUGAAGAUAAUGCGGAUGAAUGUAGCAAUAAAAAUAAAACAGAAUAUAAUGUGAAUUGGUUGGAUUCGUUUAUGGAUGAACCCUGGAACUGGAGCGGAAUUGACAGUAACUCUACAAGCAUGUAUAGUCACAAUCCUCAAACAGAUGACUGCUUCUUUUCGGUAGCAUCCAACACUCCGCAUGGAGUUCGUAAGGAAUCUCGUUCGAGUCUGAAGGUAAACAGCCUUCCAGAACCAGACGAGGAUCUAUUGACUUCCGCACGUACUCACUUUCGUCCGAUAAAGGACGAUGGUCACUGGGCAGAUGGAACGACGUUUCAUGUGAACAAUACGGUAGAACGCGUUGCUUAUCGUAGAUCUGAGUCAGGAAACUUGCUGUACCUUCCUGGCGGAGAAAGCCCUUAUAUGGAGUACCGGGAGAAUGACGCCAAGGCAUUGUCCACGUCAACGAAUUUAACGCUGAAGUUUCGGGUACGUCAGUGCGACAAGAGUGUCCAAACUGAGCCCGUACGAUCUCCGGUCAAACGCCGCAUUCUUUCCGAACAAGAUCAUUUUCGCUAUUCUCAUGUCGGAGCUGAAGAUGCCGCUUUACAAGAGCAAGAAAAUAUCGAAAAAGAUUCUUUUGCUUUGGAACAACAACUUGGCUGGGUACAAUCGAGCGUACCUCUGCACAAUGAUAGAAAAAGAAGGCACAGUAGCAGCUUCGGAUGCCAGCCACUGACGACUUUACGUCCGUUGACCUUGUGAACCGGAUAAUGUAAGCUGCUUUAAGUAAUACUAUAUGACUGGAGAUUUGAGGUUUAGCUAUACUUUUUUUUCGCAAGAUAAAAAAGCGAUUGAUAGGAUUGUGAAUGGGGGUCCUCUUGGCAUGUGGAAUUUGUUAUGCAUGUAUCCAAGAAGGCACGAGUAAACCCCAUCGUCACUCGUAAUAAGCAACAUGCAAUCGAAACAAAGCGAGAGAGUAUUAACUAUUCAUUUAGAUAAUUAAUAUUAACCUUUUGAUGAGAGAGAGAAAAAGAGAGAACAAAUAAAAUAAGAAAAAAAAGGAGCGUAUAUGUUACACACAGCGUUUCACAUUGCGAGACCGUUGAAGAUGUAGCCCGCGCAUUUUCAGUUGUAGGUUGUUGAUUACUUUGUGAUUUUUUUUUGGAGGAGAGCGCUUAGUACGCUGAUUUUUGUAGAAAAUUGUAACAAGCAAUUUUGUUUCUCACCCGACGUGCAGGCUGAAAGUACAGAUAGGUAGACUUAUCUGAUAUUGAUAAUUGAAAAGAAAAAGGACGAAAGUUAUUAAUUAGAAAAAAAUUUGAAAGGACCAGUUGAGUACUUACGUUGAACGCCGCACGAUUGCAAAUCGGGUAUUUAAUUAAAGAGCUGUUCUAUUUUCUUGUUGUUUUCGUAAUUAUUAAUGGAUUAUCGUAAUCGUAUUCCCCUAUAAUUAUGAUUUAACUCCCUAGAAGAUUAAUCCCCUCUCCAAUCCUGUCCUUCUCCCACCUUCCAAAUUUCCUUGUAUCCAUUGCUUUCCCUGUGCUCACCCUAAGGAAAUCGAAUAACUGAGAACAUACGUGUAAAAGAACGCGUGUCAUUUGAAAACACGUGCUUACCUGCGAUAGGUAUGCGAAAAAAAAUACAAAAAAUGUUACUCUAGCAUGCAGAUGCCUUUGAAACGGAUGUUGAGUGAUGUUAAUGCGUCGAAGGAAUGUGUCACUUAUAAACCACUCUGUCUUUAGGAAAUAAUGUGAAAGGAAACAUAUGCAUUGUAAAAAGAAAAAAAGGCGCUCUUUGUCUUUCCGCGAAAUAAUGUACGGAAAGGGUAAAUAAAGGCAUUGCAAAGAAAAAGAA
Messenger RNA from Vollenhovia emeryi, 3354 nucleotides. RefSeq lists its product as uncharacterized. Lineage: Eukaryota; Metazoa; Arthropoda; Insecta; Hymenoptera; Formicidae. The coding region runs from base 550 to 2262 and encodes 570 amino acids. The record is from RefSeq and is a predicted model, not a curated record. The transcript is spliced from 7 exons.